UCACAUGCAUGUGAGCUUGAUGAGUGAGCUGGCGUCUUAUGUACUUUCGCUUGGUCUCAAUACUUAUAAAUCGCAUCCUCUGCUUAUUACUUCCAGCUAUCUCACCACUUAGACUUUCACUAUGAUCGGUCGUUCCUCUUUGCUGGCAAAGUCGGUUGCGAGAAAUAUCUCCACCAAUGGCUUUAGGCGUUUGGCUUCUACCAAGUCUCUCAAAGAAACACUUCAAGAAGUCAUCCCGGCGAAGCAAGAACAACUUAAGAAACUGAAAGCCGAGCACAGUCAAGCUGUAGUGGGGGAGGUCAAAGUGGAGAAUAUCCUGGGUGGCAUGCGUGGUCUCAAAGCCAUGCUCUGGGAAGCCUCAGUCCUAGACCCGAAUGAGGGCAUCCGUUUCCACGGGAUGACUAUCCCAGAUUGCCAAAAGGUGCUUCCCCCAGCACCUGGUGGCAAGGAGAUGACAGCUGAGAGCAUGCUCUGGCUUCUUCUGACUGGCAAAGUCCCCUCCCCGGAGCAAAGCCGUCAAUUGUCUGCUGAGCUUGCAGAGAAGGGAGAACUCCCGCAAUUCGUCACGCAACUUAUUGACUCCCUGCCAAAGACCCUCCACCCAAUGACUCAGUUGGGCAUGGGUGUUGCAGCUUUGAACCACGACUCUGAGUUCCAAGCAGCAUAUGAGCGUGGAAUUAAGAAGCCGGAUUAUUGGACGUACACUCUCGAAGACUGCUUGAACCUCAUCGCGAAACUACCUGCUUUGGCGGCCCGUAUUUACCGCAAUGUUUACCACCCCGAGAGGUCGUUAGAAUCUGUGGACAAGAACUUGGAUCUUGUUGGUAACUACUCGAACAUGCUCGGGUUUGGUCAGAACGAGCACUUGACGGAGUAUCUCCGUUUGUAUAUCGCUUUGCACGGUGACCAUGAAGGUGGCAAUGCUUCGGCUCACACUGCUCACCUCGUUGGAUCAACGCUCUCUGACCCGUAUAUCUCCUACUCCGCCGCUCUCUUUGCACUCGCUGGACCUCUUCACGGUCUAGCGAACCAGGAAGUGCUGAGAUGGCAGAUGGCCAUGCAGAAGGAGAUUGGUGACAACAUAACUCAUGAUAACAUCAAGGACUACCUCUGGAAGACGCUGAAGAGCGGCCAAGUUGUUCCCGGAUAUGGGCAUGGGGUCCUGCGUAACCCUGAUCCUCGAUUCGUUGCUCUCCAGGAAUUCUGCAAGACUCGCCCAGAGCUGCAAGCAAGCCCCAUUAUCCAGCUCGUGCAACAGACGGCCGAGAUUGCCCCUGAUGUUCUCAAGGAGCACGGAAAGACGAAAAACCCUUACCCGAAUGUUGAUGCAACUUCAGGCUGCGUGUUGUACCAUUACGGUCUGACUGAGUUCAAGUACUACACCGUUAUCUUCGGUGUUUCGAGGGCUUUGGGAGCUCUGACCCAAUUAGUCUGGGCACGAGCGUUGGGACUACCUCUCGAGCGGCCUAAAUCGUACUCAAUGGACGCCCUUCAGAAGCUCAUCAAAAAUUAGAUGGAAAUUGCCAGAGAAGCUGAUGUUAUGGGUAUAGCAUGCCUGAUUGUGGGUGGACAGUGAGGGCACUUGGCAUUAUGUUAUUGGAACCACAUUUAUAUCCCGCAAAAUAUGGAAACACAAUAGAAACGCAACGUAUCGGUAUCGUAC
This is a messenger RNA of Suillus clintonianus, 1663 nucleotides long. RefSeq names its product citrate synthase-like protein. The transcript has 16 exons. Gene Ontology annotation, biological process: carbohydrate metabolic process; tricarboxylic acid cycle; citrate metabolic process. Bases 122 to 1513 code for a protein of 463 amino acids. NCBI's taxonomy places the organism in Eukaryota, Fungi, Basidiomycota, Agaricomycetes, Boletales, Suillaceae. Gene Ontology annotation, cellular component: mitochondrial matrix. The record is from RefSeq and is a predicted model, not a curated record.